AUGUAUUGUAAAACUCAAUUGCCUGACGAAGGAAAAAAUAAGGUACUAGAUCAUGAUCAUAUAACAGGAAAGUUUCGUGGAGCAUCACACAGUAGUUGCAAUCUUAAAUUACGAAUUGAUCCAGAAACAAUAAAAAUUCCAGUAUUAUUUUGCAAUGGAAGUGGCUACGAUUUUCAUCAUCUAAUGCAAGAAAUAGCAAAAGUGACGGAUGAAAAAAUAGUACCUAUAGCAAACAAUUCUGAACAAUAUAUCACUUUCUCAGUUGGCCAGCUUCAAUUUAUUGAUAGUUUAAAAUUUUCGUUACCUGGUUUAGCUAAGAUGGCAGAAAACUUACGUGAUGAAAAGAAGGGCCAAACUAAAACACCAGAACAACUAGCAAAAUGUUUUCCAUUUAUGUCGAAAUUCAUCUCACCUCAUUUAUUAUCAUUGCUUACGCGUAAAGGAAUAUUUCCAUAUCAAUGGUUAAAUAGCAAAACGAAAUUUAAUGAGACACAACUACCUUCACGUAAGGAUUUUAAUAGUGAUUUAGAUGGGUUUAAUUACUGUGAUCAUAAUUGUAGAAUAGAAAAAUGUGAGCAUGGAGAGAAGAUAGGGAAAUGCAAACAUAAAUGUCAGAAAUGUAAGCAUAAAAAAGAACCAGGUAAUUGCAAUGAAUGUGAAGAAAAUAAAGAAUCGACUUCCCCAUUAGUGCAGAAAAUUUUAUCAUUAAAAGAAAAAUCAAAUCGAGGAUGUUGUUUAGAGGUUAAGUUAUCGAUUCCAAAAGAAUUACACCCCAAAUUUCGAGAUUAUCCAAUGUGUCCAGAACGAAAAAAAGUACCAUAUGAUUGGUAUAGUUUGAAACAAAAAGAAUGGUUAGGAAAUCAAUCGAGUGAAUAUAGAUCUGGUUCGACAG
Messenger RNA from Racocetra fulgida, 892 nucleotides. The record is from the annotation of a GenBank genome assembly. Lineage: Eukaryota; Fungi; Glomeromycota; Glomeromycetes; Diversisporales; Gigasporaceae.